This is a messenger RNA of Xiphophorus maculatus (southern platyfish), 2478 nucleotides long. It is a transcript of the gene slc25a55a, whose product is annotated as mitochondrial glutamate carrier 1-like. Gene Ontology annotation, molecular function: L-aspartate transmembrane transporter activity; L-glutamate transmembrane transporter activity. The coding region runs from base 703 to 1569 and encodes 288 amino acids. The record is from RefSeq and is a predicted model, not a curated record. The transcript has 8 exons. Gene Ontology annotation, biological process: aspartate transmembrane transport; L-glutamate transmembrane transport; malate-aspartate shuttle. NCBI's taxonomy places the organism in Eukaryota, Metazoa, Chordata, Actinopteri, Cyprinodontiformes, Poeciliidae.
GUGGGCAGCAAGUCUACAAGAGCAUGAUGGACUGCCUUGUCAAAACUAUUCGAUCAGAGGGAUACUUUGGAAUGUACAGAGACUUGGGUCCCCCUGGGAUAUUGAAGGCUAGCCGAUAAGGCGCAGCCACGCUGGAGGCAAAUAUUAAUGGUUCUUACAAUAUUGCUCUACUUAAAACUAUAGGCUCAAGUUUUAUGUUUUGCCAUCUAUUCUGUAAUUUGACUUCUUGUCAUUAACUACUUGGUUGUCUCUUCACUGUCCUAUCAUCCUGUCAUUGCUUGUUCUUUCCUUGACUAUAACAUUACAGUCUUUGUUUGAUCUUGCAAAUUAAUCUGGUCUGAACUAAAGUUUUUUUUGUUUUUUUUAUGUUUUAAUACAACAGAUAACUUUGCAAGUUUGUCCAAAGUCUGAAAUAUGUGUAUAGUGUUCAAGUCAGCCUGUCUUGUCACUAACAACUUUUGAUUCAUUUUCUGUGUUGCAGUUAACAUGUUUACAUACUUUAUUUGACUCAUUUUAAAAAGGAAAAACUUGUCUGAAUUUUAGACUUUAAGUUUGUUUUAUUUGUCUUUUACCAUUCCUUUUCUGCCUUCUUGUCAUUUCCUUUAAAACAGUGCUUAAGUGUAAUGUUUCAUGAGAUGCCAGUUAUUGAAUCAGCUUUAAGUUGAGUUCUAUUUUAUGAGGUUAUAAAAAUAUUGUCAGGCAAUGUUGUUUCUCUGUUAUUGGAAACUAGAUUGUGACAUCAAUGCUAAUUGUGAAUUUGUUUGUUCCUUAGGGGCAGCAGUAAACUUGACUUUGGUUACCCCUGAGAAGGCCAUCAAGCUGGCAGCUAAUGACCUCUUCCGCCAUCACCUUUCCAAGGACGGAAAAGGCUUAACAGUAUUCAAAGAAAUGCUAGCAGGGUGUGGUGCAGGCAUGUGCCAAGUUAUUGUUACUACCCCCAUGGAAAUGCUCAAAAUCCAGCUACAGGAUGCGGGCAGAAUUGCGGCCCAACAACAGAAACCAGUGAUGAUUUCUCCCACAAAGCUGGCGGUGACAAACACGGUGCUGAGCCGCUCGUACAACUCCGGCCCUGUGAUGUCUGCACCAAGAGCCGUGUCGGCAACGCAGAUUGCGAAGGAACUCCUGCAAAAACAGGGCAUCCAGGGCCUGUACAAGGGCCUGGGGGCAACACUGAUGAGGGAUGUACCCUUUUCUAUUGUUUACUUCCCAUUGUUUGCAAACCUGAACCGACUGGGCAAACCCAGCCCCGCAGAGUCAUCUCCCUUCUACUGGGCCUUCUUGUCAGGGUGUGUUGCAGGAUCUACUGCUGCGGUUGCAGUCAACCCUUGUGAUGUGGUGAAGACCAGACUGCAGUCCCUCAACAAAGGAGCAAGUGAGGAGAGCUACAAUGGAGUUAUGGAUUGUGUGAGUAAAAUUAUGAGGAAGGAGGGGCCGUCCGCCUUCCUGAAGGGGGCAGGCUGUCGUGCUUUGGUCAUUGCACCUCUGUUUGGAAUUGCACAGGUCAUGUAUUUUGUUGGUGUUGGUGAAUAUAUCCUGGACAACUAUUCUCCAAGUUUCCCAUCUUUCUGAGCUGCAUCAGCAGGCUAUCUACACACUGGGUCUGGCGUAACUACUGGCAGCUACAAUCAGUUUACAGCAAAAAAAAAAAAAAAAAAAAGCUUCUGACUCAGAAGCUUAUUUUUUUUUAAAUCAUCUUUAUAGUUUGACAGCUGUGUCGCAUUUUGCACACUUUUGUGACUUAGAAACCAACUGAGCCCAUUGUUUGCACUUGAAUCUGUUGACCUUUUUAAGAUGGUGGACUCAGAAUUACUGUGUUCAUCUGUCCUAGUCCCAAAACAUUCAUGUCCGGAUUCCCUCUAUGAGGGAGAGGAACUCACUCAGACCUCGUUUUGUGUUUAAUUUUUCAAUUUUGUAAAAAAGUUAUUAUUAUUAUUAUUAUUUACAGGUUAUCUUUAUUAUUUUAUAUACAUUUUCCCCACAGUUUCUGUUUAUGUCUCAUCAUACAAAGCCUUCCACUUAGAAAUAAGAUUUGUGAUGGCUAAAUAUAUGGGGCCCAGUUUAUGCUUUAAUUCUGUAAAUGUGUUAUGUAUUCUGCUAUUUUAAUAUUAAGUUGUUUUAUCGGAUUGAUCUUGAGCCUUCCUACUGGUGUGGGACCACGAAGGUUACCAAACCUUAAAAAGCGUCCUCAUACAAAAUUCUGUUAUUGUUUGCAUGUCCUUUACGAAACUUGAUGUUAUUAUACAUAUUAAGUUUGUGUUCAUAAUUGCCCUUCAGACCUCUACAUUUACAGACCUAUAUUAUUGUAAAUAUCACUGGAUUAUGUUGUAAUGGAGUAGAAUUUUAUUAAUUGGGUUCUUGGAGGCAGCAUUAUUGACUUGAAUUGAACAUUAAUACUGUGAGAGAUGACUGUUACAUACUGUCACUAUGAUAGCUUUUUUACACAUUAUAUCCAUUAAAAUGUUCUUUUCAUUCACUUUG